This is a messenger RNA of Colossoma macropomum (tambaqui), 3000 nucleotides long. Its product is annotated as gastrula zinc finger protein XlCGF57.1-like. The coding region runs from base 93 to 2039 and encodes 648 amino acids. Gene Ontology annotation, biological process: regulation of transcription by RNA polymerase II. The transcript has 3 exons. Gene Ontology annotation, molecular function: RNA polymerase II cis-regulatory region sequence-specific DNA binding; DNA-binding transcription factor activity. The record is from RefSeq and is a predicted model, not a curated record. NCBI's taxonomy places the organism in Eukaryota, Metazoa, Chordata, Actinopteri, Characiformes, Serrasalmidae.
UGUUCUUCCAUGCAGAAUCGUAAAGAUGUCUUCUGUUAAGGAGGAAUAUGAGGAUGUCAGCGUCAUGGAAGCGUCUGGACUGAAGAUGGAAGAUGAGGAGAUGGAGACAGGUUCUGACCAGACAUUUUCACUCUGGCAGUGUGGACUUCACUAGACCAAGUGUGAAGAUGUCCUGUGUUAAGGAGGAGUGUGAGGACGUCAGUGUGAUGGAGGCGUCUGGACUGAAGACAGAAGACGAGGAGAUGAAGGAGGAACCAUUACUACAAGAAGAUGUCGAAGAGGAAUGUAAACCAGAUGUGAAGCCAUUUCCAGAAGAACAUAGUGCACAGAUAUCCAACCUGAACGCUGAGCAGGAAACAAGCUUCAGUGCUGAUGCCUCCCACCUGAAAGAGCACCAACAUCACUUGGACAUCCAUGAAGGACAGAGACCUCAUCAGUGCUCUCAUUGCGAGUUGAGGUUCAAGUACAUGUCAACUUUAAUACGGCAUGAAAAGACUCACACUAGAAAAAAGUCUUCCACCUGCUGCGAAUGUGGGAAGAGCUUCUCCUCUGCGAGAUCUCUCAGGUUUCACAUGGACAUGCAUGCAGGAAAAGAGCAUCAUCAGUGCUCGCAGUGUGGUUGUCGUUUCAGCAGUUCACCACAGUUAAGACAGCAUGAAAAGACUCACACACAGAAGUCUUUCACCUGCUCUGAGUGCGGAAAAGGGUUUUCAGACUCAGGCUGCCUUAAAACCCACAUGAGGAUUCAUACUGGAGAAAAGCCUUUUACCUGCGCUCACUGCGGGACAGGGUUCACCACUUUAGGCGCUUUGAAAAGCCACCUGUACCUUCAUACAGGAAUCAAACCUCAUAAGUGCUCCAUAUGUAGAAAGACGUUCACACAGCUCUCAUGGUUAAAAGCUCACCAACGAAUUCACACUGGGAAAGAACCUUUUAGCUGUUCUCACUGUGGAAAGACCUUCAGGAGAAAGAUCAGCUGUGAAAUCCACAUGAAGGUUCAUAGCAGAGAGAAGCAUUUUACCUGUUCUGAGUGUGGAAAAGGUUUCACAAGAUCACGAUAUCUUAAAAGCCACAUCAUGACACACACUGGUCAAAAGCCCUUUUCCUGCUCUGAGUGUGGAAAAGGCUUUUCUAACUCAAGAAACCUUAAAAACCACUUGACGAUUCAUACCGGGGAAAAGCCCUUUACCUGCUCUGAGUGCGGAAAAGGUUUCUCCUAUUCACGAACCCUCAAAAAACACAUGUUAAUUCAUACUGGAGAGAAGCCUUUCACUUGCACCCAUUGCGGAAGAGGUUUUUCAGUGUCCAGCAACCUUAAAGCCCACAUUAUGAUUCAUACUGGAGAAAAACCUUUUACCUGCUCAGAGUGCGGGAAAGGUUUUGCAAAAUCAUGCCACCUUAGAAGACACAUAAUGAUUCAUACCGGAGAAAAAAGGUUUACCUGCUCCGAGUGCGGAAAAGCUUUUACAGAAUCGAGCAACCUUAAAGUUCACAUGAUGUUGCACACUGGGGAAAAGCCCUUUACCUGCCUUUUGUGUGGAAAGGGGUUUUUGACGUCAUCCUGCAUGAAAACCCACUUGAUGAUUCACACUGGAGAAAAGCCUUUCACCUGCUCCGAGUGUGGAAAAGGUUUUUCAAAGUCAAGCCAUCUUAAAAGCCAUGCAGUGAUUCAUACUGGAGAAAGGCCGUUCACCUGCUCUGAGUGCGGCAAACGUUUUGUGAGAUCCAGCAACCUCCAGUCCCACAUGAUGAUUCAUACCGGAGAAAAGCCUUUCGUGUGCAUUCAGUGUGGGAAGGGUUUCUUUAGGCUGCAUGACCAUAAACGCCACAUGAUGAUUCAUACUGGAGAAAAGCCUUUCACCUGCUCCGAGUGCGGAAAAGGUUUCGCAGAAUACGGCAACCUUAAAACUCACACAAUGAUCCAUACCGGUGAAAAGCCUUUCAGCUGCACUCAGUGCGGGUCCAGUUACACGACAGCAGCCGCUCUGAGAAAACACGUCUCCAAACAUGCAAGAACCAAAGCAGAAUCAGGGCUCUGAAAGUGGGGAGAGUUUCCUACAACUCACGCAGUUAAAAGUUCACCAGGAGCUUCAUACCGGAAACCAAACUUUUACCUCUCCUUAAUGUGGGAGAAAGAAAGACUUUAAAACCCAUUAUGAAUCUCUUUAACUGCACAAGUCAUGGUUAAAGGUACACCGAGAGAUUCAUACUGGGAACAGAACUUGUAUGUCUUCUUAAUGUGGGAGAAAAUAAGACUCUAAACCCAGUAUAUGAUCCACACUGGGGAAGGCAGUUUACCUGCACUCGGUGUGGAUAAGGUUCUUCAAAAUUGUGCUGUUUUAAAUUCAAAUGAUGAUUCAUACUGGAGAAAAUGGCAUUCACCUUCUCUGUGCGGAAAUAGUUAUUAAACAAGCAGGUUUAAAACUCUCAUGAUCCAUAAUGAGGAAAAAAGCCUUCUACAUGCAGUUUGGGACUUUUUUAUAUCAGCUCACUGUAAACACCACAAGGUGAUUCAUACUGGAGAACAGCCUUUUAACUGUUCUCAGUGUGGAGGAUUAUUAGUAUCAUCGUUACUGUACAUUACAGCUAUUCUGGGACCUGAUUUUGGAGGUUACCAGCUACACUAAUGGUCAUAUGAUCUUAUCCUAGUGACCGCGCUGUGACCGGCCAGCGACCUUCUCAGCGAGUCACUCUUAAAAGGUGGAUAGGACGUCCUAAGGUAGUCAUGGGGUAACACUGGGUUAAACUUGGAGGGAAGGUGGCUUGUUGGCUGUUCUGCUCUCUACCAAUCACAGACAGCAUUCUAACAUGCAUAUAGCCAAUGGGAAGAGAGCGAAGAAGCCCACAAGGUGCACCAUUUUCCUUGGCCUAGUGCGAAACGUAGUGAGAGCUUACCUGUAUUGUCUGUCAUUGUAUAUAUUUAUAUGGGUAUAUUAACACUAAUGUCUGCUUAUAAAUGUAUAAAUAAAGGACAAAACAUUGUGAACAUGCACAGCUAAA